Molecule: messenger RNA, 7243 nt
Organism: Bombus pascuorum
Lineage: Eukaryota; Metazoa; Arthropoda; Insecta; Hymenoptera; Apidae
Exons: 11
Coding region: 155-4849 (1564 amino acids)
Biological process (GO): chromatin remodeling
Cellular component (GO): nucleus
Molecular function (GO): histone H3K9 demethylase activity; histone H3K36 demethylase activity
Source: RefSeq, a predicted model, not a curated record
GAAUGCCAUCUUUAUUAGUUGUCUGUGAUGCGCGGAGCAGAGCGGUUGAAGUGUCAAGUAGUGAAAUCGACCACAAUAUUUGGAUGAACAUGGUGUUUAUACAGAAAAGAUGAUUUUUAACGUGCUAUUUUGAUGAGGAUAAAUUGACGAAAAAAUGGUUAGCAAUACCUCACGGGGAACUCCCCGUAUCCAGGUCUUUAGACCCACAUACGAAGAAUUUAAAGAUUUUACCAAGUAUGUGGAAUACAUGGAAAGCAAAGGAGCUCAUAAGGCUGGCUUGGCAAAAGUAAUUCCUCCAGUUGAAUGGAUCCCAAGAAAAAAAGGCUAUAAUUUGGAUGAUAUGGAUCUCACAAUUCCUGCACCAAUUUGCCAGGUGGUAACUGGCAAACAAGGUCUUUAUCAGCAAAUUAACAUACAAAAGAAAUCAAUGACUGUUAAAGAAUAUAGGAAAUUGGCUAACUCUGAACGGUAUAAUACUCCUCGUCACUUUGAUUACGAAGACUUAGAAAGAAAGUACUGGAAGAAUAUAACAUAUGUUGCACCUAUAUAUGGGGCAGAUGUAUCUGGCUCGUUAACUGAUCCAGAUGUGAAAGAGUGGAAUAUUAAUCACUUGGGAACAAUACUUGAUUAUGUGAAUAAAGAUUAUGGUAUAUCUAUCGAUGGUGUUAAUACAGCAUACUUGUAUUUUGGGAUGUGGAAAACUACGUUUGCUUGGCAUACAGAAGAUAUGGAUUUAUAUUCGAUAAAUUAUUUACAUUUUGGAGCUCCAAAAACGUGGUAUGCUAUACCACCAGAACAUGGUAGACGAUUAGAGAGGCUAGCUAGUUUUUACUUCCCAUCAAGUUAUCAAAGUUGUCGGGCUUUCCUGCGUCAUAAAAUGUCUCUCAUUUCUCCCCAAAUACUGAAGCAACAUUCUAUUCCAUAUAAUAAAAUAACGCAGGAAGCUGGAGAAAUUAUGAUCACUUUCCCUUAUGGAUACCAUGCGGGUUUCAAUCAUGGAUUCAACUGCGCUGAAUCCACGAAUUUCGCUGCACCACGAUGGGUAGAAUAUGGUAAAAGAGCUAUACAAUGUACCUGUAGUAAAGAUAUGGUUAAGAUAUCUAUGGACACAUUCGUGAAACGUUUUCAACCAGAAAGGUAUGAAUUAUGGUUACGCGGAGAAGAUAUAGGUCCUCAUCCUGAAGAUCCUAAACAAACAGCCGCACCUAUGCCUUCUCAAAUGGAUCUUUUAUGUAAUAAUAGUAGCAAUGGACAAUUACCACAAAGUUACUUGAACGCUGCUCCAAAAAAUAAACGACACACUAUACAUAAAAAGAAGAAUAUAAUGGCAACAAAUCCGGAUGUCGACAUGGAAGAAUUAGUAAAUCGUUCUGAUAUUCCACCAGAUGUUAAGAAAGUGUUACAAGAUUUAGAGUUGGAAGAAGCAUAUGAUCAACCAGAUGAACAACAGUUGGAGGUUUUAGAAGAUAUAUGGCUGAAAGCAGGAGAAAUGGAUGUAAAUGAGGCUUCUGUAUACGAUGACGGUUAUAAUCGUAAAAAGAGUCGAAAAAGGAAGAAAAAGAACGCGGAUAAAAAUAAAUCGAAGUCCAAGAAAGAUUACAAUAAAAGUAUUACUGACGAAGUUACAGUAAAGACUGAAAUAAAACAGGAAGUAGAUGAAAGCUAUAACUUCUUGCCUUCUGCGGAGCAAAGUGCUCAAUUAGAAAGCGAUGUAGUUCCAGGUAGUUCCAACGUCAUUAUAACAAGUGACGAUAUCGUUGGAAACAUAAAAAUAGAAGAAGGAUCUGACUUUUCGGAAACUGAUAAACCUGUGAAAAAGAAGAAAAAACAUUCGAAGUGUGGAGAGCCAAAAAAGAUUAAAUCGAAGAACAUAAAUAAAACUAAACGUAAAAGUUUGAAUGUGUCCAUUUUCGAUACCAACGAGCCUUUGGAUGUAUCUGAUGCCGAUGUACAACGGAAACUUAUGGCUAUGCCAAGUCUUAAUUUACACAAAUCCUCAACAGUUAAUAAUGAAACCGGUAAUCAUAUAUCAGAAACGAUGACUUUUGCUGAUAACGAUACAAACAUGAGUCCCAUCAAAGAGAAGAAUGUUACAAAUAUUACAAAUAGCAGUCAGGUUGCAAUUCCUACAUGUAGAGAUACAAAAGAAACAGAGAUUUUGGAAAAUGAUGUGGAACAGCAAGUAAAUUUAUAUCCGAAGAGUACAAAGAAAGAUAGUAUAGUUACAAUAAAACCAUCAUUUUCUAAACAAAUUCCAUUGAAGAAUAUUUCUUUGGAUCAAGUGAAAGCUGCUAACAAAAUCGACAAAGCUGUGGAAUCUGAAUUCAUCAGUGGUGAUACUCAGAUUACUAUACAAGAAACGAAACCUGGUAUUUACACCAGCUGCAAAAGUGUAGGAACGAUUAUAAGUGAAAGGUCGAUACUUAAUUACCCGAAAAAAGACAUCAUAAAAGCUCCUAGGUUGAGUGUGCUGAAAUCAGCAUAUAAUAUACCAGCGACCGAAGUAUCUCCAAAGGUUAGCUCUGAGAAAUCUACUGGAGCAGAGAGCGACGCUCAUAUACCACCCAAAAGCAUAGUAAUUUCACCAAAGAGUUGGCCUAUCUCCAAAUUACAAGAACCUAAACUCUCGGGACCAAGCAUAAUGUUUUUAAACACUAAUUUCCCCAAGCCACCGAUUCUGCAAAAGGAAACAUCUCAAGAGAUAGGGAACGGAACGAAACGCGUGAAAGUUUCAAAAUCUGUAACUCCAUGCGCCAUUCAGAUACCACGAUUGGAAGGUAUUUUUACUAAAAAUACAAUUUUGACACAGCCAUUAGGAAAAAGAUCUUCUACGGAUACAUCAAAGAUGAUAGCAACCAAAUUCUGGCAACCAUCGACUAGUAAUAACAGCGUGUUCUUCUUGAAGGAUAUAAGAGACGACAAGCAAGUUCAUUCAACAGUUACGAACGCAGAACUACCUGAAGUCUCUGUUUCGUCUUCCCCGUUAAAUUUAUCGGGUAACAAUACAUUCUUUUUAACCACAACUUCAAAAUGCACAAACAUUGCAUUAAAUUCUCAGCCCUCGAUGAUGAUCGAUUUUAACAAAAAAUAUUUACAAACCUCUACUUCCGUUCCAAGUACGGCUAGUUCCUUCGUGAAGAUUAUACCAAAAUCGCAAGAUCAGUUAUUUAUAAAAAAGCCAAUUAAUCAAAAGGAAGAAAUCUGUAACAAGAUAUUCAAGAGCGCAGGUACGGUCGUUAGUAAUGUAAAGACCGUAUCGACGCAGGUGGACAGUACUUUGGAAGUUAAAAAUACAAAUAUCACGACAUUAGAUACUGGUACACAGUACACUACGAAUCAUUCCAGUACGGACUUACAAGAUUCUCAAAAAUCGAUUACUGUUUCACUCUCGCAACAGAAACAAUAUUCAAAUGUAAAGGUAGCAGAUGAUCAACUGCAACCUCAAAAUAUAGAAAAGAGUUUGGAGGGUACCAAUGUACUACCAUUGAAACAGUUAACGAGUUCGAGACGGAAAUUAAAAGAAAAAUUAAAAAAAGCAACCACUAGGAAAAAAGAAUCCACAGAAAUGAAAAUGGUUGCAGCAACGUCGAAUUUGGAGGAGUCAAAUAUAGUCACGUGCUCUGUGGAUCAAUCACCUUUGGUGUCUCAUCGUGUAUCAAUGGUACCAGGACAUAUAUCAGAUAUGUUGUAUCCUACAGUUCCAAAUAAUGACUUACUAAAAGCAUUCAAUGAUUAUUGGAGUGCUCAAAUAUCUCACUGUGCCAUUUGCGCACCGUUUACCUCAAGUUGUAAUGGACAUGGCAGGUUAAUGCCACCAGACUGGAAAUAUUGUAAGCCCACCGUUUUACCAGAGAGUUCACCAAUAUGGGUAUCUGCGAAUAUAUUCGUUGCCAACUCAAAAGAACAAAUCGUUGAACCAGAAAAUGAUAAGAUUUUACGUUGUAGAGAGUGUCAUGUCACGGUUCAUGCCUCUUGUUAUGGAAUCACUGUGUUACCUACAGAUCUACGAAAUUGGGCUUGCGAUAAGUGCAAGGCUGGUAAAACACAGGUGAUGUGUUGUUUGUGUCCUAUGCGGGGAGGAGCUCUUAAGCGAACCAGUGAUGGUAAUUGGGUACACAUACUAUGCGCUCUUUUAUUACCCGGAGUUACUUUUAAGGAUGCUAUAAAUAAGGACCCCAUUAAUGUAUUGGCCAUCAAACCAGAUAAUGUUAAACAACAGUGUUGUUAUUGUGGACAAAAGGAUGGCGCAUGUCUUAAAUGUAGUCACUGCAGCAAUCUGUUCCAUCCGUCUUGUGGUCUCGUCUCUGGCGCUACGUUUACGAUUCCCGUAUACAAUUCACCUGAACUUCAGGUAACGUGUGAUGGACAUGAUGAUGGGAAAGAAAAAAUACCACCGCUUCGACAGGGAGAAACUGUCUGGGCAAAACAUCGAAAUACGCGAUAUUAUAAGGCCAAAGUAGAUUCCAUACAUGAUACUUUAUUUUACAUGGUGACGUUCAAUGAUGACAGUUUCAGCGAUGAUUUGUAUCCAUCAGAUAUUAUGAAUUACGAUCCUGGAAAUCCACCACAACAAGGAGCUGCAGUUGUUGUGAAGUGGACAGAUGGUAACUUAUACAAUGGUAUUUUCGAAGGUACAAAUCAUCGGAUCAUGUAUACUGUAAUUUUUGAGGAUGGUUCCCAACUUCCAUUGAAGCGAAACGACAUAUACAGCUUACAGGAAGAUAUGCCAAAAAGAGUUCGGUCACGUUUGUCUGUUGCGACCGAAAUGAAGCACCGGUAUCAUCUGUAUGGCACGGAGGAUGAAUCGGAGGCGCAAAGAAAGGUGAAACAGUCGAAACAUUGUGAUUAGAACGAAAAAUUAUAUACGAUUCGUUGUAAAUAAUCGAUAGAGACAAAUAAUCAAUUUAUUGUACAUACCAUAUACGAAACAAUUGUACCUAAUCAUUUGAUCUUUUCUAAACGUAUACGUUAUUAAGAACAGACCAAAUUUGAUAAAUUUUUACUUUUUUCAUUUUCGUCUCGUUAUGUCAUUUCUAUGCGUUUUAUUCUUUCUUUCUGUUUCGUUUCGUUGUUUUCUUUUAAUGUCUUAAUUCACUAAAUUUUUUUGUCAGUACACUCCCUUAUUUUUAAGUAUGUCAUCGUUUAUUGAUUGAAUUCGUUGUAAUGAAAAUUAAUAAAUUAUGUUCCAAUAUUGUCGAAUGAAAAAGAAGUUCAAUAUUAAUGUUACAAUAUCUCUUCAAGAAAAGAAGGGUAUUAAGGAAACCACAGUGUUACAAAUUACGCGUCCCUCUGACGCGUUUCAUUCAUUCAUGGCUAUAAUUAAAGCAGCUUCGUUUUUAACUACUUAUCACGUAACUAGUAUAACUAACUAGUAACGAAUUAAUACAAAUUCAGAAUUUGUCACGCAAAAUGAAAAAAAGCGUAGCGUUUUUCUUGUUCUCUUGUAUUUAUAUGCAGUUAGAAUGAUUUAUUAUAUUCGACAGAUUAUUAAAGACAGGAUGAUAUCAUUCAGCGAAUUCUUAAGGAUCAAAGAAGAAAUAAUAAAUUUUAUGCUAUGUACUUCUGUAUAUAUUUGCAGAAUAUGAGUAGAAAUGAAAAGUUUUUAAGCGACGAGUCUCGUAUAAAACCUCGUAAUUGAAAAAGAAUUUUUUACUUUGUUUUAUGGAUAGAAGUAAUCGAAAAUUAAAUAUUUCAGAGAUUUGUAUUGCAUAUAUCUUGGUAAAGAUCAUGUCAAAUUGUAAUGCGUCAGCGACACUAAAUGCGUAUGUAGAACUGUAUUUAAAGCCGUUCAUUAUAAUAAACCAUUGUUACAAGGGUUCAGUAGUUAUUUGUGAAUACAUGUUUAACGUAUAAUUUCUUUUGUAUUUUUUCAUGUCAUAUUUAUUUUGUAAAGUUUUUAUAAAUAAUAAAUAUGUAUGAUAUGAUAUAUGAAUUAUCAUACGGAAAAAUAUAACAAAUUACUCUUAAAAAUUCAGUGUGCGAUGUAUUUUCUUAAAGUACAAUUUUUACAUGAGAUGUUUACGAAUACAUAAUUCUUGAUUCAUUCACGUUAUAGAAAUUAAUAAUGUAUUUCUGUUGAUUGCAGAAAUUUUUAGCGAAUUAAAAAUAUAACUAAAAAUUUUUUUAAUUGUUCUGUGACAACUAUUGAUCCCUUUAACGUGGCAAGUCAUGUUAAUUAUCUUUUUUGUCUUAAAAAUGUAUCAUUAAUAAAUUACAGUACUUGAUUGUGUGUGUUCAUUAUAAGAUUGUUCAAUAAACGUUUAUAACACGGAAGAGUGUAUUAUCGCCAUGAAAAUCUAUUCUUAUUUUUUAUUCACGUUAAAAGCAUGGUAUCAAUACUCUUGCAUUGUUUUAUUAUGGUUUCUUAUGACGGUAUGUUUUUUUCAUGUUUUUCUUGUAUGUUUUGUUUGAUUGUAUCAUGUUCUUAAUAUAGUGAACACUACACAUAAUAGUAAUCAUAACAUAUAUCUGUAUGUAUAUUUGUAGAAGAAAUUUGUUAUGGAGUUGUUGGUAUCCAUAUGAUCUCUUGAAAUUCUUUUCCUGUAGAGAUUUCAUUUAACUCUGAAAACAAAGAUAUGCGUGCGCAUAAGACGAGCUAUAGUUUUAUCUUAAAUUUACGUAAUUUAUGCGAAAGGAAAUCAUCACUUUUCCCCUGAUCACUUUAUUAUAUCAAUUAAGAUAGAUUAGGGGAAAUGUAUUAGUGUUUUAUCUGUAUAUGAUAUUAAUGAAAGAAAAAAAAUUAAUAAUGUAUCCGAGUAUAGAAACAGAUUGGAUACACAACGUAAAAUAAAAACUAAAUAUAUAAAAUAGCUCUUUUUCUUUCUACAUCACUAUUAGUUUUUCUUUUUAAUAUAAAAAAAGAAAUGCAGAUUUCGAUUGUAACAUUUUGUUUAAUUCUGUUUAUCUCCACUUGCUAUCAGGAAAAGUUCAGACAUUCUUUUGUUAUAAUGUAAUUGUAAAUAAGUAAGAUAAGUAUUAUUGUAGAAGUUAAUGAAUAAUAGACAGAAUAUAUUCAUAAACAGUUUUAUUUCUUAUUAUAUAAUAUCAUAUAUAAAUUAAUAACUUAUCCUUCCGCAAGUAAAGAUAUUUAUACAAAUAAUAAAUACAGUGUAGGAGUGUUGAAAUAGUGAAAAAUAUAAUUGAAACUUCCGAUUUCAAUAUUGAUACAGAUCAAAUAUUUUGUAAUAGGAAUAUAUUUUUCAAUAAACAUCUAAAAUUGUCACGGUUUAUUCUUACGAAUUAA